This is a messenger RNA of Echinococcus granulosus, 726 nucleotides long. RefSeq lists its product as hypothetical. The transcript has a single exon. Lineage: Eukaryota; Metazoa; Platyhelminthes; Cestoda; Cyclophyllidea; Taeniidae. The record is from RefSeq and is a predicted model, not a curated record. Bases 1 to 726 code for a protein of 241 amino acids.
AUGGCAUCUGACAUGGAACAUCAGUCCCAGCCACAGCCUCGUUGCUGCUCAACACUCUACACCAUAAUUGACGUUCGUCAAAGGCAUUUCUGCGCGGGUGGAGUGAUCCUCUGCCUCGCCAUUGGAAUCAUAAUUGCGGAAUCUCAACAGCCAAGUCACUUCUAUGCCGGCUACUGGAUGGGCAGCAUGGACAUCUUUGCUGCCCUGGUAGCCUUCGUGUGUGCUGCUAAACCACAUCGAAUCACCUUUGCUACCGCAGCGUUCUUCAAUGCAAUUUGCGCAGUCCUCAAUGGGGCGGGUAGCAUCCAUCUAUUGGCCGGGAAUUUAAAUUAUCUCUACACCGCCGGCUGGCUAGGGAUUGUACAGAUGGUCUUCCUUAUUUACCACUGCCUCUCCUGUAUUUACGAUGCAAAUGUCUGCUGCAGGUGGAAGGCAUUGGAUGAGAUCGAAUCCGCUUCCACUUCCGCAGCCACCGCCACCACCACGGAGGCCGAUGGCAGCGGCCAAAUUGCGGGUACCGCCGCUACCACCAACCGCGAUGGAGGGCAGAGACAGGACAGACGCAGGCGACGGACGCAGUCUCCGCCCAUCGACUUCCGACUGCCCGAUGAGGUGCCCAAACUGCCACGCUACGAUGAACUCAGUAAGUCGGAGGGCCUGCCGCCCGGUUAUGACAGCUUCAGGAUCAAUUCGUCCGCAUUUAGCUCCUCGAGAUCAGUUCAGUGA